Molecule: messenger RNA, 330 nt
Organism: Psilocybe cubensis
Lineage: Eukaryota; Fungi; Basidiomycota; Agaricomycetes; Agaricales; Agrocybaceae
Exons: 1
Coding region: 1-330 (109 amino acids)
Source: RefSeq, a predicted model, not a curated record
AUGGACAUUGAAGACAGUGCCAUGCAAAUGCAAAAAUUCAACUGGUGCCGAAUUGAGCGUGCAUUGCUGGCACUUAACUUCUUUGGCAUGAAGUCUGUCGUGGUUGUGGUUGACAUUCCAUCGCGAGGGACGAUAAAGGAGACCGAGGUCGAAAACUGGAUAAUGACGGGUAUGAAUGACUUGUACUCUCGAGGCGCGUUGCGCGUCAGAGUCGUUCGUGAAGGAAGUACAGAGAGUAUUAAAACCUCCAAUGGUCAGUCGGGCAUUGUCAUCUCUCUCAUCCCCCUAUUAACCACGAGCUGUUCAGCAGUUGUGUCGAAAGAGACUUGA